ACUAUUUUCGCCAAUUAUUCCAACAUAUUAAUACAACUGCUAAAACUACAAAUGUAACAGUUAAUGUUAAUAGGAAGCAAGGAAAAAAGAAAAGAAGACAUUCAAAAUAUAAACUUACUAUUUUAAAUGAAGAUGUUGAUGUCACAUGUUUACCAACGG
This is a messenger RNA of Funneliformis caledonium, 159 nucleotides long. The record is from the annotation of a GenBank genome assembly. NCBI's taxonomy places the organism in Eukaryota, Fungi, Glomeromycota, Glomeromycetes, Glomerales, Glomeraceae.